ACGUGGGCCCGUUUGCCCUUUGGUGACGGAGUGGUGUAUAUGGCCGCGUCCGUCAGAAACAUGGCGUUAACGGUCACACAACGUUUGUGGAUUUCUCACGAAGUUGCCAGUUUAGCUAGACGUAUAUCCACUGUUGGAGCAUGUUUACGAGCAGAGAACAGAACACCUGGAGAAAGGACAGGAAUAGUGGAAUCUAGCGAGGAGUACAGGUUUGUAGAGAGGCUAAUUCCUCCAACGUGUAUACCCACCCCACACAAAUAUGAUGGAUCUGCCCCGUCUGGAUGGACCCCACCAUCGGAGGUGCCUCCUGCACUACCAUACAUGAUCCGGCGCUCCAGAAUGCACAACGUCCCUGUUUAUUCAGAUAUCAAACAUGGCAAUCAAAAGAGCACUCUCCUUCGCAAGGUGGAAGGAGAUAUUUGGGCUUUGAACAAGGAUGUAAAGGAGUAUCUGCAGCAGCUCACAGGCAAAGAGCUGCCGACACAAGUUAAUGAAGUUACGGGGACCAUUCGCAUUAAAGGCCAGUUUGACAAAGAGAUUAAGGAGUGGUUAGUGAAAAAAGGGUUCUGAAUAGGACUUGGAGUGAAAGACAACAAAGACACUGCUAACUGCUGCAAUUACUGAAAAGCAAGUGACACACAUUGGAGCAAAUUCUAAUUAUGUAUUUCUUGACAUGCAAAUACAACUGUUUUGAUGCAUAUGAAGAACUGAAACAAAUAAAAGGAUUCAAUCGCA
This is a messenger RNA of Electrophorus electricus (electric eel), 735 nucleotides long. RefSeq names its product mitochondrial ribosomal protein L49 (gene mrpl49). Lineage: Eukaryota; Metazoa; Chordata; Actinopteri; Gymnotiformes; Gymnotidae. Gene Ontology annotation, cellular component: mitochondrial large ribosomal subunit; ribosome. Gene Ontology annotation, molecular function: structural constituent of ribosome. Gene Ontology annotation, biological process: translation. The record is from RefSeq and is a predicted model, not a curated record.